UGUUAUCUGCAGGUUCGAGGAGGAUGGGGAUUUGGCCUAGCUCUUUGUGUCACACACCUAUCUCUUGAUGUUCUACUCUGCACGGCUUCCAUCCUCCACCUCUGCGCCAUCGCAGUCAAUCGUUACCUUGCCGUAACAUUCCCGCUGAUGUACUCACGUGAUCGUGUUAACUCUCAGAAGCGAAUCUUGGGCACCAUCAUCCCCGUUUGGGUUAUUUCCAUUGCCAUCUGUGCUCCACUCUUCAUCCAGGGAUUCAUCAAUCCUGAAAAGACAUUGAGCGAAGAUGGACAGGUUUGUGGGUUCUUCGAUAAAACAUUCAUCAUCUAUUCAUCGAUGGGUUCCUUCUAUGUGCCUUUGGCGGUGAUGAUAGUUGUGGACGUUCGCGCUGUGCGCAAGUUACGUGGACGCAAAGCUUUGGCGGCACAACGUUCCGUCGGACAGACUCCACCACCUCAACCGUCACCGACGCGAGAGCAUGUCUCGCGAUCACGCUCUUCCACUCCACCACCGCCGCCAUCACCGGACAAAACCUACCUUACAGUGCAGGGUAAUGGAGCGCCUCCUUCACCGGGGAUAGACUAUCGUCGACGACCGCUUCGAAUCAGCUUCCAUAUGAAUCGUAAGUCAGGACAGAAACUUGGGUACGGAAGCACCGUGGUGGAAGCCGUGCCGGAUACGCGGCAGAAAAUGCUUUCGAACAAACGCGAAAAGAGGGCGGCCAAGACUCUUGUGGUUGUCUUUGCGUGUUUUAUCAUCCUCUGGCUGCCUUUCUUUGUCAUGCAUCUCGCCAAUGGGUUCUGUACUAGCUGUCAGAUACCUGAUGAACUCUUUAUCGCCUUUACGUGGCUCGGUUACGUGUCCUCGGCGUUCAACCCUUGUAUAUACACGUGCUUUAACAAAGAAUAUAGAAGAGCAUUCAUUAGAAUAAUAUGUUGUGGCAAAAAACGUCGUCAUUCCUUCCGCAUAAACGAAACGUCAACAUUCAGAUCAAGCCUAAGACAUUCAUGAAACAGAAAAACUCUCUAAGUUCACGUUCAUCUCAAAUUAUUGUCAUAAUUAUAGGGUCAGGAUGUCUUUCAGCCUUCACAAUCGUCAACAAUGUCAGAGUUCCUUGAAUCGGCCCACAAACCUAAGAAAAAAAUAAAAUGCAUAUUCAGAAUAGAACAUCCGUGACCUUCUUUUAGGGUCCUCAUCAGGAAUCUCUCAAAUUAAUAAAUAUACAGUGCGUUUCACAAAAAAGGAAACCGGGAUUUCCAUGUGUUUUUUUUUCUUUAUUGGCAAAUAAAUUAUGACUUUUGUUUACAUAAUCACAUAAUUUAAUUAUUUUUCUUUAUUUUGAUACCUAACAUGAGACGAACACUUCACGCAUUAGUGAGCAAGACAGGUUUAAAAUUUCAAUGUCAAAACCAUGUUGCUCAGAAACUUUGGACAAGAUUGGUUGGUGAUAUGACGACUGUGCACUGAUACUCGACGACUGCCUCAUUGGCAUUUAUUUUUAAGCUUCUCUCGCUGAUCCCUGAAAUAAGUGUGGAUUCAGAUUCACACGUAAUUUCUGCGCAAAUCAUUUCUAAUAUGCCUCCAUAUUUAUUGUUUGUUUUCUGCCAUGCGUACAUCAUUUCCUUAGCUGUUGGUAUUAAAUAAAAGAUGAGAUGCCACUUUUGCCAUGAGGAUCAAAUUUAUAGUAAAUAUAUAUUUAAUAAUUGUGGAAUCUAUCUCUGAAAACAUGUUUCCUUUUUUGUGGGACGCACUGUAAAGUAUUUGUGCUAACUCUUGUAUCCUUCAUUAUUACAACACGGUCACAAGCCAAUGAAGCCAAUGCCCUCCCAUUCUUUCCGUUGUUCUAUGAAACUUCUGUCUUAUGAAUUUACAAAUGUUUAUACCCAUAAUAUGUCACCUUUAUCCCCAUGCUGAGUAAUGAUGUAAUGUUUACGCUGCAGCAGGUCAAUUAUAAACGUGAUAAACUUGGCGAUACAACUGUUAUACUAGGUCACGUGAUAAAUCAACCAUAGUGAAAAAAACGAAAUAGUUGUGCAAACGUUGAAUCAGUGGAUAUUCCCAUGAGAAGAACAUAUUUUAUUUUUACCAUAACCAAAACUAAUCCGAAUAAAUAUCCAAGCUUUCGCAUGUUAAAAUUUCUAUUUGAAAAUGCCUAUUUAUUAAUUAAAGGCUUGAGAAUACUAGGUGCAUAGGCUGAAAUAACGAAACAUUUGAAGUAAUCCCUUACUUUCUUUAAAUUGAAAUAAUACCAACCUAAUUUGUAAAUUAGAUCUGGCUUAAAUUCCCCUUUAGUCCAGACAGAAUUUCAAUAAUUAAACAACAUAGUGUGAUUUUAAACACCGGACGGACGUACGUAUGGACAGAUUAGUAAAAACAACCAAUCCGUGAGCACUCAGAUUUUUGACCAGGACAUGUUCAAGCGAACACACAAUCAACUAACAAAUUGACUGAAAACUAGUAUUUUAUGAUAAUGAAUGUCAGUAGUAGGGAUAGAAAGCGAAAUUAUAGUGUGAUCCAUCAAACAUUUGAUAAUGGAUGUUGACCAUGCUGAUACUAUCUCUUAAAAAAAAUCUGUCUACUUCGAUAUUUGAAAUUGGAGUUCGGACUAAGGAUUGAAGCUACUCUGACCAAACUUAAUUUAUAAUAAAUACCUCGUUUAAAGACACCGGACCGAUCCAAAACUAGGGACUUACUGAACCCUUUCGGUGGGAGCUGUAAACCAUCCAGCAAUACUGUGACAACAGACAUGACAGAGAGGGGUCCAGGGAAGCGAUCCUCACUGCUACGUCACAAAACGGUCUUAUGGAUCGCUUCACUUCGUAGACCGCCUCAGGACUGACUUGAAAGGAAAGUGCGCAAAGAAGUUAUCUAAAGCUAGAGUAGGAAAGCUAUAAAUUUAGCAGGAAACUGACAUUCUAUUGACGAGUGAAAAGAUUGGACAGUUACGAUUUUUCGCGCUAACUUCUGACCCUACAGGGAGCACGUAAGUGUUCCACCAACAAGAGCAAUCCUGGACUCACUGGACUCUGGACAGGUUUUGUGUACCGAUUAAGAUUUCCAUCAAAUAUAAUGACGGUGGCAAACAUUACUGAUUUCAUUUCUUUCUUGAUGAUUUUGUUUUAUGAAUUUAACUUGUAAGUUGAAUAGUAAGUACGUUACGUUCCUCAUGACCAGGUGACCAUUCGGUUAGACUAUUGCAUGUUCUAGAAAUCACUCACAACAUUAAUCUGUUCUACAAUAACUUAUAUCAUCCCAGAAUGGAUUAAACGGAAACCCCUAUGAAAAGUUUAUAAGUAUGUGGGUGUUUAUAUUAAUAAACUGGUAAAAGUAUAGAAUAUUUGAAUUUGUUAUUAGGACAAACGAAUAACUUAAACCCCUAUGAAACCGGACCAAUCCCCUAUUUCUUCAAAUCGACACGACAAAAUUCGUACUAAACCGAUAUUUCACAAAGUUAACAUCAUGUUCAACUUCAUCGUCUAUUACGGAAAGAACUGUACAAUGACGAGAAGUUAUUUUUUUGGAAAGCAUAAGACCACAACGACUUUAAACAAUUGCUACAUGCUACCUGAUUACGAAGCACGUUAACAGACAUGACAGAAGAAAAAGAAGUAUUUGACCAUAAUUCAUGGAUGGGUAUAUUGGUUAUUGAAAAAGUGGCGCCCUUGCUUGACCUACAAUUUGAUCAUAAUUAUAAACUUGAGACUAAAACCCAUACAUCCAUCGACUGACGAGCUGGGAUAUACUUUGUAGGCCAACUGAUUACAGGUGUGUAUGCAACAUGAUGAAAGUGACGGUAACCGUUCUUGGCCUGAAAACAAUGGUACUGAUACUAGCAAACUCAGAAAAUGACAAAAGUUCUGACAUUACAAUAUCUAUACAUUGCCUUGACUCUUACUGACUUGCUGACGACACAACUUAAACAAUCUUAUCAGUAACAUUUUGUAGGGAUGAUUUACUGUAGAAAUGACAGUUACUUUGUUUAUGAUAGUGACACUACACAUUGACAAACAAUAAACACCCAAUUCAUAAAAUUUAUUAUCAAUUAUAAAUGCAGAAUUCUCGUGGAAAAUUUGUUUCUGGUCAAUCAAAUUACCCGAUUUCAAUCACACAUUUAUUUGUUUUGUAACUAAUCUUAUGUAACC
Lytechinus variegatus (green sea urchin) is the source of this 4139-nucleotide messenger RNA. RefSeq names its product octopamine receptor-like. The transcript has a single exon. Gene Ontology annotation, cellular component: membrane. Gene Ontology annotation, molecular function: dopamine neurotransmitter receptor activity, coupled via Gi/Go; G protein-coupled receptor activity. The annotation marks the transcript as partial. The record is from RefSeq and is a predicted model, not a curated record. NCBI's taxonomy places the organism in Eukaryota, Metazoa, Echinodermata, Echinoidea, Temnopleuroida, Toxopneustidae. Gene Ontology annotation, biological process: adenylate cyclase-activating adrenergic receptor signaling pathway.